Brettanomyces bruxellensis is the source of this 960-nucleotide messenger RNA. RefSeq names its product mitochondrial 54S ribosomal protein YmL7/YmL5 (gene MRPL7). The transcript has a single exon. Bases 1 to 960 code for a protein of 319 amino acids. The record is from RefSeq and is a predicted model, not a curated record. Gene Ontology annotation, cellular component: ribosome; cytosolic large ribosomal subunit. Lineage: Eukaryota; Fungi; Ascomycota; Pichiomycetes; Pichiales; Pichiaceae. Gene Ontology annotation, biological process: translation. Gene Ontology annotation, molecular function: structural constituent of ribosome; RNA binding.
AUGUCGCUCGCAUUUAUACGACCAUUUUCGUCGUCUGUAAUUGCACAAAAAGUGGGAUGUGCUAUGGUGAAGCCUGUUCACCAUACUAUAAAGAUUGAGAAGAGGUUAUUAUCGCCACGUUUCCCGGAUUUAAAGCUGGAUCCAAGUGAUAUUCGUUCUCCUAAGUUUAGGCCUAGGUUAACUCAGCAAGACAGAGUUUUGGACCAUUAUUACAACACCUUGGAGUCAGAUUUGCUUUUAAUUCAAUACAGACAUGAUCAGAUUGAUGUGGAAGGAAACAAGAGGAGGAAGUGGGAUAUGUCCUCCCCAUAUCAUUUGAACAGACCUUUAAGAAAGCCUCGUGGUCAGGUCGUGCCAUCACCAACAAUCAAAACCCGGACAUGGAAAAAUAUUCCACGGCUUGAAAAUAUUACCAUUAACUGUUUUGUGAAGGAAGCCAAGAUAAAGCCUGAGUUGGCAAUUGCCGCUACCUUACAACUCCAGCAGAUUACAGGGUGCAAACCAAGUCCAGUCUAUGCAAAAGCAAACGUUCCUACAUGGAAGCUUAGACCUGGCAUGCGUAUGGGUGCAAGGGUGUCUUUGUCAGGAAGUGAUGCAUCCCAGUUUCUCACAACUUUGACAGAGAUCGUUCUUCCUAGAAUUCGAGAGUUUAGGGGAAUCUCCAACAGGUCAGGUGACAGAUACGGUAAUAUUGCCUUUGGUUUGAGACCAGAGGACAUUAAGGUUUUCCCAGAAAUUGAAAAUAACCAGGAUUCGUGGCCAAAGACUUUUGGUAUGGAUAUUACAUUGCAUACCAGUGCACAGACUGAUGUCGAUGCUCGUAUUCUACUAAGUGGGCUUGGAUUCCCAUUCACCGGAGGCGAAAGGGUGCCGAAAACGUUAUUGAAUGAUUUGAAGAUUGAAGAUGAAAACGUGAAUGAUGUUGUUACGAAGAAUUCUGAGACAAGAGCAGAAGCCUGA